Messenger RNA from Ceratitis capitata (Mediterranean fruit fly), 1863 nucleotides. Its product is annotated as lipase 3. Gene Ontology annotation, molecular function: hydrolase activity, acting on ester bonds. NCBI's taxonomy places the organism in Eukaryota, Metazoa, Arthropoda, Insecta, Diptera, Tephritidae. The record is from RefSeq and is a predicted model, not a curated record. Gene Ontology annotation, biological process: lipid metabolic process. The transcript has 2 exons. The coding region runs from base 27 to 1154 and encodes 375 amino acids.
CAUCUCUCUCUCUCUUCCAGGCGAAAAUGAUAUCCAAUCACAAUUAUCCCGUAGAAGAGCACACAGUGCACACACCCGAUGAUUAUAUCCUUACCAUCUAUCGAAUACCCGAUUCACCGAAUUUACGCGGCACAGCGAAUUCAACAGCCGUUGCACGCACCUCCAAGCCGGUCGUCUUUCUGCAGCAUGGCAUACUUUGCGCCUCAGAUGAUUGGAUACUCAACGGUCCCGAUACAUCGCUGGCCUAUAUGUUUGCCGACUCCGGUUAUGACGUGUGGCUGGGCAAUGCACGUGGCAAUACCUAUUCGCGUCAACACAAGCACAAACAUCCGGAUUCAUCGGAUUUCUGGAAUUUCAGUUGGCAUGAGAUUGGCGUUUAUGAUUUGGCUUCAAUGUUGGAUUAUGUGUUGGUCGAGACAAAUGAUACCGCCGUACAUUUUGUGGCGCAUUCACAAGGCACCACCACAUUCUUCGUACUCAUGUCAACCCUGCCCUGGUAUAAUGAGAAGGUGAAGACGGUGCAUUUGCUGGCGCCCAUCGCCUUUAUGCGUAACCACUCGUUUAUGCUGUCCAAGUUGGGUGGCCUGUUCUUGGGUUAUCCUUCGUUUUUGAGUUGGGUGCUGGGCGGUAUAGAGUUGCUGCCGAUCACCAGUGUACAGAAGCUUUUGUGCGAAUAUGUAUGCUCGGCGGAGUCUACAUUUCGGUUUUUGUGCUCGGGCAUUUUGGAUUUUCUCGGCGGUUGGGGUACGCGGCAUUUAAAUCAUACAUUGCUGCCACACGUUUGCGAAACCCACCCAGCCGGUGCCUCCACCACCCAAAUCAUUCACUACCUACAGUUGUACACCUCUGGAGAUUUCCGUCAAUACGAUCAUGGCAUCGAAUUGAAUAAGAAAUAUUAUCAACAGGAGACGCCGCCAUCCUACGAGGUCCAUCAGAUCUCUAGUUGUGUAAAUAUGUAUUAUAGCAACAAUGAUUACAUGUCAGCUGUUGAAGAUGUGGAAUAUUUGGCAACACUAUUGCCGUGCGCGGAACUUUAUCGCAUACCCUACGAAGACUGGAAUCACUAUGACUUUUUGUGGUCGAUAAAUGUGAAAGAAGUGAUAAACGAUAGAAUUAUUGAUAAAAUAGCGAGGCAUGAAUUGGAGAGUUUAUGAAAUUGUACUAUACUACAUACAUACAUACGUGUAUAUAAUUUAAGGAGCAGCACAUGCACAUGCUAUGUAGUCACAAUUAGAGUAUAUGUAUAGAUGUAUGUACAUAUUAUGUAUUGCAAUUACCUAAGGUACUGAGUGCAAAUAUUAAUUUAAUUUUAUUUGUUUUUGUUUUUUUUUUUUGGAAAUUUGUUUUUCAACAUUUUAGUAUUAUAAAUGAUUAACUAAAUAUGAAACGAAAAGAAUACUUUAUGAAUAUAUAUAUAUGUAUAUAUAUAUAUAUAUAUCUAUAUAUGUAUAUAUGCAUGCUUGUUAUUAUAUGUAUAUGUGUCUGUAUGUACCUUCCAUAUGCUGUGAGACCAAAAAAACCAAAAAAAAAAAAAAAUUAACAGAAGAAAUGAAAACCGAGACUUAGUGAAAAGAAGAAAAGAAUGGCGUUCUGAAGACGCGAAUACUCAAAGGUUUGUGAAUUUUUCGCUUAAGAAAUUAGACAAUAUUGUAGUAUUUAAAAAAAUACAUAGUAUAUGCAUAUACGUUUGUAUGUAUUGCAAAAUAUAUACUUUAUUAUAUAUGUAGGUAUGUGUGAAUUGUAUAAAUACAUAUGUAUGUACUUGAUGUUUGUAAAAUAAGAGAGAAUAACUUUUAAGUAUCCACGCUGACUAAAACUGAAACGCUUUUUACGAGUAACGAAUAAACGAAAAAAGAAAAAAAA